Messenger RNA from Amphibalanus amphitrite, 1852 nucleotides. Its product is annotated as spermatogenesis-associated protein 17-like. Bases 322 to 1317 code for a protein of 331 amino acids. Lineage: Eukaryota; Metazoa; Arthropoda; Thecostraca; Balanomorpha; Balanidae. Gene Ontology annotation, molecular function: protein binding. The record is from RefSeq and is a predicted model, not a curated record. Gene Ontology annotation, biological process: establishment of meiotic spindle localization; mitotic cell cycle; spindle organization. Gene Ontology annotation, cellular component: spindle pole. The transcript is spliced from 7 exons.
AGUGCAUUUUGUAUCAAAGGCGGAUCUUGAUAGCGGUAUAGGGGUCGUGGCCACGGUUGGGAAGGUGGUAAUCGAGCACAUCAAUAUGGAGGUCGUCAUCGUUGUAAACUCGCGAGCAUAUGGCUCAUAAACUCAUUUUCUGAUACAUAUGUGCCGCAUUGCUACAUUUUGCGACAUGCUUAGGCAAACGAUAGGCUACACAUUAAACUAUUAUGCUUUUAGAUGUUUACUUAUGAUAGGUACAGAUCAAAGAUAUGUAGUCUUUCAACAAUGAAAUAGGGUGCAAGAUCGAAAUGCUCGUAUGUCGCCCAGCUGGACACCAUGACAACAUAUCAGAGACUCGUUGUUCAAUUGGAUACAUUUCCUGAGCUCGUCGUCUUGAGACAUCAUGAGGCCGACACGGACCGGGCCAGGGAGUACCGGGCGGCCGUGCGACUGCAGAGCUGGGUGCGCGGGUACCGUAUUCGGGACCGGCUGCGUCGUCUACACCAGCUGGCGGCCGUGAUCCAGCGCCACUGGCGGGGCUACCUGGGCCGACGAUACUACCGCCGGCUGCUCCAGGAGACUGUACUGCGAGCGCAGGCCGACUAUUACAGGAGACAGGCGACCCUGAUCCAGAAAACAUGGCGCGGUUUUCGCUCGCGCCUCUUCGUGUUCAACUUUGCCGAGUGGAAGGGCUACCUGAACUUCGUGGCCGACCAGAAUGAUGAGCUGAGGGUUCAGUGCGCCCUGGAGUGUCGACGGCUGAGUGAGGAGCGGAAGACGGUCUGCUCCUCGGAGAUCCUACAGCAGAAGACGCUCAUCAAGACACACCACAUGAUCAGCACUAAGACGAUACCGGGCGUCUACAACUCACCAUAUCACAGGGAGAGGAUUGGUAUCGAGAAGCAUUUGGCCAGCAUUCGGUUCCCGGUUCGUCCAACGAAGAAACCCAAAACCAAACCCGAAGACAAAGUAGAAGACGAUAAAUCCGCAUGGGGGGCUUCCAAAUUGCAGGGCCCGUUUCUGCCGCCGCUGGAGCUGCGCCGCCGCCUCAGUCGGCGGCCCUGUCAGUCUCUGCGCACCGCUGAGCCGUUCGAGAACACAGAGGCGGCCGUGCGCGACCAGAGGCGACUGGCCAAGGUGCACUGUGUCUCCGAACAGCCGUUCCGGCCUCCGACUGCACACCUACUACCUCCACUCCUAUCCUCGGUACACGCGAGCGUCCCGUAUCGUCCCCCACCGCCCUUCCGGGAGACGGACAGCAGUCGAUUCGUCGGCAGCGGUGACUUCCGCCGCGUCCUGAGACCCGUCGAGACCUUCGACGGGUGUGUGUAGACCGGCGGGGUCGCCGGAGGUGGGUGAUAGUGGUCUGACGAACUGUUUGGUGACGGUUAGUGCUGUCUGGAGGUGGCUGUUGGGAUCUCUGCGGCGCAGUAGACGAUAUGCAGUCGGGAGGCUGGUUGGCGCUGGGUAAAUUUCGUUUGUCUGAAGCGUCUGGAUGCUUGCAGUCUGUAAGCGUGAGAAAAUUGUGUCUUGUUUUAUUAUUUGUAUGUGAGGGAAUGUUAUAUCUCCCAUGGUCAACAAAAACCGGAAGUUUGUUCGACCUUCCGCCCCCUCCCCUAUACAUAAGGGCGAGCGUCAAGAUGCAUUUUGUUGCACACAAAGGUAUUAUUGGAUUUUAUUGCAGUGUAUUGACACAACACACUGGUGUUGUCAUAAAUACUCGUACGACAGCUCGAUAAUACCAUUCUGCGAGCUCAGCACUAAGGCGAGUACGCUAGGCAGCUCAUUUUACACAGAUACAAUACCGAACCGAAUCUAUUGGCACAUCUGAAAACAUAGUAACUGAAAAUAUAGCGAUAUCGAAGAA